Molecule: messenger RNA, 2883 nt
Organism: Elaeis guineensis (African oil palm)
Lineage: Eukaryota; Viridiplantae; Streptophyta; Magnoliopsida; Arecales; Arecaceae
Product: protein kinase STUNTED
Biological process (GO): protein phosphorylation
Molecular function (GO): protein kinase activity; ATP binding
Source: RefSeq, a predicted model, not a curated record
CUAAUAAAGUAACGAUCGAGACUUGGGACGGCGUUGGAAACUAAAUUUAGGCCAGAAUACAGUAUAAGAUCGAUUUAUCGGCAACGAAUAAAACCCACCGAGAUUUCAGAUACCGUCUCUCAUAAACCCUCCCCCGAAUCCAAAGACCAGAAAGAAUCGGAGAAGAGAAAGAGAGAAGAAACUAAAAAGAUGAAGCUGAGAAAAGAGGAGGAGAAGAAAGAUGGCGUCUUGGUGGCGUCCAAUGGUGGAAGAAGGAAGGAAGAAGAAGAAGAAAAGAAGGAGGAAGAAGGAAAGACGGUGGUGGUUGGGAUUAAGAUGGACGCCCAGAGCCGGGAGCUCCUUACGUGGGCCCUCGUCAAAGUCGCCUCCCCCGGCGAUCGUGUCCUCGCUCUCCACAUCCUCGGCUCCCCAGCCGCUGAUGUUUCGGAUCCUGAUGGAAAUUCGCCCUCGUCUCUGCUCUCUCUCGUGAAGGCCUUCGACUCCGUGCUCGCUGUCUAUGAAGGCUUCUGCAAUCUCAAACAAAUUGAUCUGAAACUGAAGCUAUGCCGAGCUUCCUCAAUCGGCAAAGGUUUGGUUCGAGAGGUGAAUUCCUGUGCUGCAAGUAAACUGAUUUUAGGGGUUACGAAGAACAACCGUUCUUUCGGGUCUUCCUCUACCUCAAUUGCCAAGUACUGCGCAAAGAAACUCUCCCGGGAUUGCUCGGUGUUGGCAGUGAACAACGGCAAGAUUGUCUUCCAAAGAGAGGCAUUACCAGCUUCUCAAUCCACAGCGAACAACAGUGUUGGCGGCCAUGGCCAGAGCUCCAGUGUGCCCUUGCAGAAAUCAAAAUGUUACUCCAAGCGAUCCGAUGGCAAGGUUGACAAGUUGGCGAUUAAAAGCCAAGGAGGAAGGAACACCGAUACUUCGAGCACAUUGCUUCUCUGUUUGCCGGUUGUAUCUAAAAAAAGGUUGAUUUGUGGUAGCCUUGGUGCGGACAACGUCUCACCAUCAUUGGAUGACACAAAGAGGGAAAACUCUGGUGUUUGUUCACCUGAUUCCCUGCCUCUGCGCUCUGAAUUGGAGAAAGGUGAGUCCUUGGCCCUGGUUCCUGUGAAGAAACCAGUGGCUCCCUCGCGCUCUGUCUCUCUCUUGAUCGAGGACUUGCCACAAGCAAGACCUGGUUGGCCCCUGCUCAGAAGGUCGGUCUUGUCGGAUCCGAAAACUGCUUCUACUGAGAGAUCCAAGACUUCUGUGGUUCAGUGGGCCAUGCGGCUUCCCAGCCGGUACUCGGCAGUGUCGGCAGUUCAUCCAGAUCAAAAGCCGACAAGUUUGGAAGCAAAUGCCACCUCCAGUGUUGAUGGGGAAGGAGGGGCCAUAGUUCCUUUCGAAACUGAUUCAUGUUGUCCAUCGCCGACAAUUGACGAUGGAGAAAAGAAAAUUCCAAAGGAGUUGGAAUCUCUUAGGGAGAAGUAUUCAUCAGUUUGCAGAUUGUUCAGCUAUGAGGAACUUAUGCACUUGACCUCUAACUUCUCACCAGAGAAGUUCAUUGGGAAGGGAGGUAGUAGCCAUGUCUACAGGUGCUGCCUUUCAGAUGGCAAGGAAUUGGCAGUAAAAAUUCUGAAGCCCUCGGAGCAUAUCCUGAACGAGUUUGUUUCAGAAAUUGAGAUCAUUACUGCAUUAAAUCAUAAGAACAUUAUUUCACUGUUCGGGUUUUGCUUUGAGAAAGAUAAUUUCAUAUUGGUCUAUGAUUACUUAUCAAGAGGUAGCUUGGAGGAAAACCUCCAUGGUGAGUGUGAGAACAAGAAUGCUCUUGGUUGGGUUGAGAGAUAUAAGGUGGCAGUGGGCAUUGCAGAAGCCCUUGAUUAUCUACAUGGUGCCGGCAAUGUUCAACCUGUGAUCCAUCGGGAUGUAAAAUCCUCAAAUAUUCUCCUCUGUGAUGAUUUUGAGCCCAAGUUAUCUGAUUUUGGUCUUGCUAAGUGGGCAUCAGCUUCGACGCUAGACUUGGCAUGCGAUGAUGUUGCAGGGACAUUCGGGUAUGUGGCUCCUGAAUAUUUUAUGUAUGGGAAGGUCAAUGAAAAAACUGAUGUGUAUGCUUUUGGUGUCGUGCUUCUUGAGCUUAUUUCGGGUAGAAAGCCUGUCUGCGCUGACUGUCCAAAGGGCCAAGAGAGCUUGGUCAUGUGGGCAAAGAAAAUUCUACAAGAUGGGAAAGCUGAGCAGCUGGUUGAUCCAUGUUUGGGCACUAAUUACAGUGACGAUCAAUCGGAGAGGAUGAUUUUAGCUGCUUCCCUUUGCAUCAGAAGAGCUCCUCAGUCUCGUCCCAGAAUAGCAACUGUGUUGAAGCUCCUAGGAGGAGAUGAUGACAUUGUCAAGUGGGCAAAAUCAGAAGUCAGUGCUUCCAUAGAGUUUGAUGGGUUGGAUGAUGAAGCACCACUUCGAGAUUCUAACAUUCAGUCUUAUAUAAACCUCGCACUGCUUGAUGACGAUUCACUCUCAGUCGGCAGCGUAGAUCCAUCUGUUGAUUUUAUAGCAGCGAACACUUCCUUGGAGGAGUACUUGCGAGGGAGAUGGAGUCGUUCAUCAAGCUUUGAUUGAUGAGAACUCAUUUGGUCUCCUAUGUUUGUGGAAGGGAUGUUCCUAUGUCGUUUCACUUAUUCAAUCUGUUUGUUUAAUUACAAGAGGAUUUGAGAUGAGAGGUGGCAUGCUAUGCCCUCCUCCUUUCCUCAUUUUAUGCCGUCGCCCUUGACGUGAUUGUUUUUGGCCAAAGGGACCAUUCAUUUCUCCUCAGGUGUUCUCAACCAAAGGGUGAGAAAAUAAUGGAGGAAGUUGAUGGCUUGUCAUAUCUGCAGAGAGCUGUAAUACCCAUAGUUUUUGUUAAUAAAGGGAUUUAUCACAUGUUUCCUUGUA